AAAAGUUUGCCGGCUUCCGCGGUGAUGGAUCACCGUUUCAGUGGCAUUUAAAUCCCCGGCGCUCUGCCGUCUAGGUGACGCGCAGUCGCCCCCCCAGGCAGCCUAGGCGGCGGCAGCUGCUGCGGCUACUGCAAAGGCCGAUUUGGAGUGCUGGAGCGAAGAAGAGCAAAGGCUGCCUUCUGCGCGCGCCCGACUCCGCUGCCCGCCCCGCCAGGCCUCCGGGAGGUGGGGGCUGGGAGGAGUCCCCCGCUCCCGCCCCCUCCCCACCUCGCACUGAAAGAUGAACUGGCGAGAGGUGAGAAGGGAAGAGGGCUCCCGGCUCUCUCGGGGCGGGAAUCAGUGGGCCAGAGCUCGCCGAGUGGCCGCAAGUACGCCUGCCCAGCCCGGAGCGCGCCCAGCCGGAAGGCGGGGAAUCCGGCUGACACCGCGCCCCGGGUCCCCAGGCCCCCUCCUCUGUUCUGAGGCUGGGCUGGGAGACUGUGGGGCUAUGAGGAGUGCAUAGAACCGUGGCGGAGGGCGAGGCUGGGCCACCGGCUCUUCAAGCUCGGAAUGGAGAGGGAAGAGUGCAGAGGGUUGGCUGGGAGGAACUUGGGUGGGUGUGAAGGAGACGAGGGCAAGAAAAGAAACCUCCCUUCUUCCAGGAGGGUCUCCGAAACCCUCUCCCCACAGCCCCCGCUCGUCAUUAGCAUGGCAAUGAGGAGUUUCUGUAAUUCGACUUGGGGGGACGGAUGAGCCCUGGAAACUCAGAGCUCGCCGGAAAAGGCCGGGGGCGGCCGGGCUCUUUUUCCCCACCUUCCCUCUCUCGUCGCUCUCCGCCCUUUCUCUUUCCCAGUCAGUUUUUCACCGGGAGCCCUCCGGGAUGCGGAGCUACUCGACCGCCGGAUUUUUAGGGGUAGGAGGCGGGGGAGAGAGAUGACGCUGGCGGACGUGGCCAACGUGGGGGCCGGGCCGUGCGCUGCAGGCCAUCUGCCGGCGCCCCGAGACGCAGGAGCCUCUGCGCUCCCGCAUGGGCCUCACAGGGCCGGUCCACAGCUCCAACAAAGUAGCUGAACUCCGUUGCGUUCCUCUUUUUCUGGAGGGGAAUGUUAGAAGAGAGAGAGAGCUUCCUUUUAUAACCUUCCUCAUUCUGCUGCACGUCUAGAGUGGGUGUGGGGACUGGCAGGUGGGAGGGGCGGUGGACAGAUGGCUGAUGGUGGACGGGACACUUUACCCCAACGACACCUCCUCCCCUUUCCAACUGACUAUGUAGUUGCUUAUGAGAACCUUCAAGUCUUUCCCUAGAAAGACACAUGCAAAUCUGAGCGUCAUCCCAGGCCAGGGGUCCUGUUCCCCAUCACCCUACUUCCCUGAGGCUGCUGAGGUGGUUAAGUUGUUGUUUACUAUUAGGUUUCACGUCAACCCUGGGCUUGUAGAGCGAAAAAGCCAAACGGAGACCAAGAAUUGAUGCAGUCUUGGGUAGGAGAAAUCGACAGCUCGUCCAGGAAACUUUGCUGUAUAAAUUAUAAGCAAUGCUGUAUAAAUUUUACUCCAACCAUGUGUACGAUGUUGGAAUCAGAUGAAAUUUAUAGUGAAUGAAUGUAUGUGGGUUUGGGGUUUCCACUCCCCUUCAGCCUUUCCUCCCCUGUUAGAACAGGGAAGAUUUUUUUUUUUUUCAAGGAAGGUACAUUUCAAAUAUGUCAGUCACCCUUUCAGUCUUCUGUAUUCUGUUCUCCACGUACCGAAGUUCCCACAAACCUGUCCCCUCAAGAGAGAAAACCCAUGCUGACGCUGGACUCCCUCAGUAACAAUGAAACAUUCUCCCCAAAUAUUUCCUUUCAGAAUGGUAUUUCUCUGUGACUUUGAUCCAUCCCAAGCAUGGUUAAGAGGGAGCACGGGCAGGAAAGACCCACUUUCUGGGGUUGGGCAGCCACCCCUGCCCCAGUUUCGGCUCCUGGGAAUCCUCCGACUGAAGAAGGAAAGGCAAGGCGGUCCUCCUGGAGGCAGCUUCCUUGGGAGAGCCAGCUUCCAGCGGCGGGGAGAGAAGGAGCUCCUGUGGGAGAAGGGGCAGGAUGUGAGAAAGCGUUUGAUUUAUGAGCGUAGGACGAAUCGCAUCCAGGAGCUGCGCAGCCCUGGCCGCGGCCGGGACGCCCUGCUCCGCGCUAAGCUUGGGGCCGGAAACCAGCCAUAGUACCCACACUCCGCCGCCGCAGCUAGGAUUUAGCGGAGGAAGGGGCGAGGGAAGGUAGGGAGCAAACCUAUGAAGAAACAUCGCGUUGUCAUUGGAACUUCCAAGCCUUUGCUGUUAAGAGCCAGGUUCUUAAAUCAACCCGCCCCACACACAUGUUGCUUACAUGCUGCCUUUUCUCACAGUAAGUAAGUAGGCAUCAGAAGAGAGCUCAGAAAGGGAAAAAUAAACAUGGGGAGACCUGACAAGGGAGGGGGGAAAAAGCAACAACCCAGUGACACACCCUAGAUCACAUUUUAUUGAUAUUUCAUUUAAAGUGCUUUUCUCUCUCUCUCUGGAACCUGGGUUAAUUUAUAACCUAGGGUGUAGAAACACACCAUUUUAAAUCUCAACUUGCUAACCUGACUUCGAAGCAUUAAUGAUCCUUUAUUAGCCAUGUAAACAGGUUUAAGAAUGAAAUAUUGAUUUUUCUGACCCUGAAAAAAAAAAAAGAAUCCUAGAGUGACUGAACCAGAGGAUUGGAAAGAACAUUUUCUGGGGUGCAUUUUCCAGAUAGUAAUCACUGUUUUGUUUUAUUUUUGUUUUUCUCUAUCUUUUAGGUCUGUUUUGCCUGAACCCAUCAACAGCUGGGAGAUUAAUCAACCACACUGAAAAUGUGGAGGGAUUUAUGGGGGAGGGGGUUGAAAUGUGGAUGUUUGAAACAAAAGUGUAUAAAUAAAUGAAUUGUUGAUAACUUAGUUAUUGACCUGGAGACUGGUAGCUUAUUAAAGAAACUCCAUGUUACU
Symphalangus syndactylus (siamang) is the source of this 2949-nucleotide messenger RNA. RefSeq lists its product as uncharacterized. The record is from RefSeq and is a predicted model, not a curated record. Lineage: Eukaryota; Metazoa; Chordata; Mammalia; Primates; Hylobatidae.